ACACGAAUUUCACACUCCCUAUUUCUCUAACCUCCGCCACUGCAAUUCAUUUGAUGAUUCCCUCCCAGUUCUUCUAAAUUCUUUCACUCAAAAAUCUCAUCAUCAUCAUCCAUAACAAGAUCCACCUUCCACCAUCAAAUCUCUCUGUUUCUUAACUGAAACCAAAGUUCGAUCUCGGUAUUCCACUGGUCUCUGUAAAUGAGGAGGCCCGGAGAAGGAACGACGCUCAAAAGAUUGCAUCAUAACCGACACCAGCUGAAGCAAGUUAAAGGACUGUUCGGAAAACUCGUAGUUGCAGCUAUCUUACUCAUUGCUCCGACUCUCUACUUCGUAUACUUCUUCAACACUAGUUCAUCAUCAUCAUCGGACUUUCCAUCUGAGAUUGAUGUUCAAAAACUCUGGGAUACAGCUGAUUCUGGUGGUUGGAUACCAUCAUCUGCUCCAAGAUCUGACUGGCCUCCUCCUCCAAAUGAGAGUAAUGGGUAUCUGCGUGUCCGUUGUAAUGGGGGUCUGAAUCAGCAGAGAACAGCGAUCUGUAAUGCAGUUCUUGCUGCCCGAAUUAUGAAUGCUACCCUUGUGCUGCCCGAGUUGGAUGCAAAUUCCUAUUGGCAUGAUGACAGUGGUUUCCAGGGUAUCUAUGAUGUUGAUCAUUUCAUCAAGUCAUUACAACAUGAUAUACAAAUUGUAAAAAGCAUUCCAGAAAUCGAGAAGAAUGGAAAGACAAAGAAGCUAAAAGCUUUUCAGCUUCGGCCACCAAGAGAUGCUCCUAUCCAUUGGUAUACAACAAUUGCUUUGGAGAAAAUGAAAGAACAUGGUGCAAUUUAUCUCACUCCUUUCUCCCAUAGAUUAGCAGAAGAGAUUGAUAACCCUGAAUAUCAACGGUUAAGAUGUAGGGUCAAUUAUCAUGCCCUAAUUUUUAAGCCACAUAUAAUGGAAUUAAGUCACAAAAUAGUUAAUAAACUUCGGUCACAAGGUCAUUUCAUGUCAAUCCAUCUUCGAUUUGAAAUGGAUAUGCUCUCUUUUGCAGGGUGUUUUGAUAUAUUUUCCCCCGAAGAGCAAAAAAUUUUGAAAAAAUACCGUGGUGAAAAUUUUGCCGAAAAAAAACUAAUUUAUAGCGAAAGGAGGGCUAUUGGAAAAUGUCCAUUAACUCCAGAAGAGGUGGGCUUGAUAUUACGUGCAAUGGGGUUCAACUCCUCGACCCGAAUAUACCUAGCCGCCGGUGAACUAUUCGGUGGUGAGCGGUUCAUGAACCCGUUUCGGUCCAUAUUCCCUCUCCUCGAAAACCACACGAGUGUGGACCCCACCACCGAUCUUAAAUCCAACGCUCAGGGCUUAAUCGGUUCAGCUGUCGAUUACAUGGUCUGUCUGUUAUCAGACAUUUUCAUGCCAACGUAUGAUGGCCCAAGUAACUUUGCCAAUAACCUUUUGGGCCAUCGCCUCUACUUGGGCUUCCGGACUGCGAUUAGGCCCGAUAGAAAAGGCCUUGCUCCUGUUUUUAUCGAUCGGGAAAAGGGUCGGGUUGAUGGGUUUGAAGAAGCGGUUAGACGGGUUAUGAUGAGGACUAGUUUUGGUGGGCCCCAUAAGCGCGUGUCACCCGAGUCUUUUUAUACAAAUUCUUGGCCUGAGUGUUUUUGUCAAAAGUUGGGUGUAAAUCCGGCUCAUAGAUGUCCGAAUGAUAUGAUGUAGGUAGGGUUUUGAGAAAUGAGAGUUAUUAGUAUUUUAGGUUUGAUUCUUUCUUGAUGUGGUUACAUUUGUAUUUAAGUCUAUAAAUAUACUUUGAUUUUGGAGUCU
Molecule: messenger RNA, 1791 nt
Organism: Lactuca virosa
Lineage: Eukaryota; Viridiplantae; Streptophyta; Magnoliopsida; Asterales; Asteraceae
Source: the annotation of a GenBank genome assembly